This is a messenger RNA of Striga hermonthica, 299 nucleotides long. NCBI's taxonomy places the organism in Eukaryota, Viridiplantae, Streptophyta, Magnoliopsida, Lamiales, Orobanchaceae. The record is from the annotation of a GenBank genome assembly.
CAAACCCCAACAAAAUUAAGGCGAUACUCGAACUAAAACCCCCUAGGUCGAUAAGGAAAACACAGAGUCUAACGGGUAGGUUAGCAGCAUUAAAUAGAUUCAUAUUUAAGUCCACGGAUAAAUGUAAGCCCUUUUUCGAGGCAAUUAAAAAGAACAAAAAUUUUGAAUGGACGGCCGAAUGCCAACACGCGUUGGAUUACAUCAAGGAGUCGCUCGUCCGACCACCCGUUCUACAGAAACCAAUCCUAGGAGAGAUGUUGUAUUUAUACCUAGGAAUAACUUCGAUUGCUAUAAGCGCC